GGGAUGCAGAUGUCGUCCGCAGUGAAAUGAACAAAAGAGUAUGGUACAUCAAAAACAAAGAUCACAACGGCGUAAAGCAACCCGGAGAGAGAAUAACGAUGAAUUUCGUCGCAAGAGGCAAUGCUAAAAGCGCGGCUGUGACGUCCAUCAGCGACGAUCCCAAUGCUUUAGUUCUGGCGUCGUGGCAUAACGGGUUUGAGGGGUAUAUAAAUGCUCCAGUCACAAAGAAUCACAAGGAAUGGACGCUGGCUUUGACAUUCGACAAACCUAUUGAUCGACUUGAGAUAUGGGACGCUGACGUCGUCCGUAGCGAACAGAACGGAAAGGUAUGGUACAUCAAAAACAAAGCUCACAACGGCGUGAAGCAACCCGGGGACCAUAUCAAGAUGAACUUCCUGGCGUGGGGCGGUGCCAAAAGUGCCACUGUCACUGGACCAACUGGGGCAACUACCUCGUUAAAUACAGCUUCUGUUUACGAUUAUGAUGAGGUCCUCCGAAAGUCCAUCUUGUUUUACGAGUCCCAGAGGUCAGGCAAACUGCCCAGCACCAACAGGAUAUCCUGGAGGGGGAACAGCGCGCUGGGAGACAGGGGGAAAAACAGGGAGGAUCUUACCGGAGGCUGGUAUGACGGAGGUGACCACAUGAAAUUCGGCCUCCCAAUGGCUUGGUCGACAACGACGUUGCUAUGGGGACUGGUGGACUACAAGGCCGCUUACGUCAACGCUGGUGAAUACGAAAACAUGCUUAACUGCGUCAAGUGGCCGUUAGACUACUUUCUUAAGACCCACACCGCCAAAAAUGAACUCUAUGUACAAAGUGGGGAUAUCACUGCUGACCAUGCGUUCUGGGGCCGUCCCGAGGACCUGAACAUGUAUAGGCCUUCGUACAAAGUUGACGUCAGCAAUCCCGGAAGUGACGUAGCAGGAGAAACUGCAGCAGCACUUGCCGCUGGGUCCAUUGCUUUCAAGUCAAAAGUUGCUGACUCCUCCAAACUUUUGGCCCACGCCAAAGAACUGUACAAUUUUGGUAGCUCAUAUUUGGGGAAAUAUACUACAGAUGGACAUAUUCCGGCCAAUCCUCUCUAUACUUCAAGUGGCUAUGCCGAUGAUCUGUGUGUGGCCGCCGCCUGGUUGUACAGAGCAACAAACGAACAGAAAUACCUGUCAGACGCCAAGAAAUGGGCGGCGAAUAAGAUGUCAUGGGCGUGGUCUUGGGAUGAUAAUACCGUAGCCUGUCAGCUUCUCCUGUACAUCCUGACGAAUGAAACAACCUACAAGCAAGACGUAGAGACCUACAUGAGUAGCUGGCUUCCCGGUGAUAGCGUGUCAUACACGCCGAAGGGACUGGCUUGGAGGGGAGAGAAAGGGCCGCUGCGCUACGCAGCAAAUACUGCGUUCCUGGCGCUGAGAGCUGCUGAUGCCGGCAUCCAAAGCGACAAGUACCGGACAUGGGCCAAAUAUCAGAUUCAUUACAUGCUGGGAGACGCAGGCCGCAGCUACGUGGUGGGUUUUGGCAACAACCCACCCACACACCCACAUCAUCGUGCAGCGUCCUGCCCCUUGCGGCCCGGGCCGUGUGGCAAAUCCAACAAAGACACCCCCAGCCCCAACCCCCAGGUGUUGACUGGGGCCCUGGUGGGAGGCCCUGGGAAGAACGAUGAUUACGCUGACGUGAGGACGGACGCUGUUAAGAAUGCCGUGAGGAUCGACUACAACGCUGGCUUCCAGUCGGCAGUGGCGGCACUGAAGCAAUGGACGCUUGACCUGCUGCCGCCUGACCAGGGGAGUGGCCAAGGCUUCUAAGUGGACAGUGGUCUUCCUUUGACGAUAGAAUUUCC
Lingula anatina is the source of this 1837-nucleotide messenger RNA. RefSeq lists its product as uncharacterized. NCBI's taxonomy places the organism in Eukaryota, Metazoa, Brachiopoda, Lingulata, Lingulida, Lingulidae. Gene Ontology annotation, molecular function: polysaccharide binding; hydrolase activity, hydrolyzing O-glycosyl compounds. Gene Ontology annotation, biological process: carbohydrate metabolic process. The record is from RefSeq and is a predicted model, not a curated record.